AAGGUAAUUGAAACCAACCCUAAGCUCUUUUUAUCUCCGCCCUAAAGGUAGCCCCGAUUAUUGCUGACUUAAGCAUCGGAGUGUCUACCCCGAGUUCCACCUCGGGGCUUUGCAGGUCAUCUCGGAGUACAAGCGCGGAUUGAAGAAGGACUUCAGGUUUGGUGCAAUUACAUUGGCGCCGUCUGUGGGAAUCGAACUGAAAGCUUUCUAGUUGCUCUUUCAUCAUGGUUCACACUCGAUCAGUCCGAGCUGGUAAUUCAUCUCUGCCUCAUGGGCAAGGUCAACCCCCCAACAACCUUCCACCUCUGAUCCCACCUCAAAUCCUACCUCAGGUCCCAACCAUAUUCCUUCCUGUUGAUCAUGCAGAAGGAGGAGAUGAAAACCAACCCCAUACCUCAGCCCACAAUUCAACUUCCACUGCCAACCAUGACGUGGUGACAGCUCAGCUUGCUGCCAUGCAGCAGCAGUUUGGUGUUUUUCAGUUGGUACUGGCUCAGCUUUUAGCUAGAAAUAAUCUUGGUGAUCCUUUCAUUAAUUUACUAAACCCUGCUCAACAACCCCCAGCUUCACAACAGAAUCCUCAACCGGUUCAAUCUGCUCCCACUGUUAGUGAAUCUCAGGGUCAAUCCCACAUAGCACCCGCUCAACAACCCAUCCCUGAUGAUGUUACUCGCCGUCUCGAUAGCCUGGAGAAGCUAGUAGCCGAACACUGAGGUGCUCCACCCCCACACCAUGCUGCUGACUCUAUACCUCACCCUUUGAAUACCAACAUUACUCUAGAACCCUAUCCUGCUGGUUUCAAAAUACCACAAUUGGAGACUUAUGACGGGACGAAGGACCUCGAUGAUCACCUGCAUGCUUUCUACUCUUGUAUGCAAGCUCAAAACGCUUCUGACGCGUUAAUGUGCAAAAUCU
Molecule: messenger RNA, 915 nt
Organism: Rubroshorea leprosula
Lineage: Eukaryota; Viridiplantae; Streptophyta; Magnoliopsida; Malvales; Dipterocarpaceae
Source: the annotation of a GenBank genome assembly